AUGUCUUCAGACGCCGUUUGCGAAGAGAACCCGUUACAUGAAACUGGCGAACUAACCUACGAACCGAUCAAUUGGAUUGAACCGGAUGAAGUUGAAACCCUCACACACAUUGCGACCCAGCAGUCUCGCCGCCAGUCUACCCUUGGGCAUCGUUUGGCGUCCAUCGCGGAACAUGAUGAGUCUCUCAACCCCCAAUCACCAGGCUUCGAUCUGCACAAAUGGCUCAAGGCCGUUAUGAAUGAUCUCCCUCGGGAGGGUCCGCAGGGUCAAAACAUGGGCAUCGUCUUUAAACAGCUCAACGUGUAUGGUUCAGGGGCAGCUCUGCAAUUCCAGGAAACAGUCUCGACCCUCCUGACAGCGCCCCUUCGGUUGCCACAGGUGAUUCGUGAUGCCCAUUCUCCUCGCAGACGCAUCCUCAAGGACUUCAACGGUCUCCUCAAGAAGUCCGAGUUGCUUUUGGUUUUGGGUCGACCUGGUGCUGGCUGCAGCACUUUCCUCAAGUCGCUGUGUGGAGAGCUGCAUGGCUUGGAUCUUGAUACACAAAGCGUCAUCAGUUAUAAUGGAAUGACCCAAGAGCGGAUGACGAAGGAGUUCAAGGGCGAAAUGGUAUACAAUCAGGAGGUCGACCGACACUUCCCCAACCUCACGGUUGGCCAGACUUUGGAAUUCGCCGCGGCCACUCGCACCCCUGCCCACCGGUUCGACGGUAUGUCGCGCUCGGAGUUUGCUAAAUACAUGGCUCAAGUCGUGAUGGCAGUGUUUGGCCUCAGUCACACUUACAACACCCGAGUCGGUGAUGACUUCAUCCGUGGUGUCUCUGGUGGGGAGCGAAAGCGUGUCAGUAUCGCUGAGAUGGCCCUCGCGGCUUCGCCUUUGGCUGCCUGGGACAAUUCCACCCGCGGACUGGACUCGGCCACUGCGUUGAAAUUUGUACAGAGUCUCCGACUCCUAUCGGAUCUCACUGGUUCGGCCCAUGCCGUCGCGGCCUACCAAGCCAGCCAAAGCAUCUAUGAUGUAUUUGACAAGGUGGCGGUAUUGUAUGAAGGACGGCAAGUCUUCUAUGGCCCUGCUUCCAUAGCCAAGGCAUACUUUGAGCAGCAGGGCUGGGAAUGCCCUGCACGACAGACUACCGGAGACUUUUUGACAUCGGUAACCAACCCGCAGGAGCGUCGUGCUAAGCCCGGUAUGGAAGGUCGCGUACCACGUACUCCAGAUGAAUUUGAGAGUGCGUGGCUCAAAUCCGCCGAGUAUCAGCAGCUGCAACGCGAGAUAGCAUCAUACGAGGAGCAGUACCCGGCCGGAGAUGACCAGGCUGCUGCUGUCGAAUUCCAGGAGCAGAAGCGCAACAAACAAGCUGACCACACCCGGCCCAAAUCCCCAUAUAUCAUCAGCGUUCCUAUGCAGAUCAAGCUCAACACAGUUCGGGCCUAUCAACGACUGUGGAAUGAUGCUGCAUCAACAGUGUCUACCAUUGUCAGCAACAUCAUCAUGGCUCUGAUCAUUGGUUCCGUGUUCUACGAUUCCCCCAACACUACCUCGGGCUUCAUCUCCAAGGGUGCUGCCCUCUUCUUCGCCGUCCUCCUGAACGCCCUUACAGCCAUGAGUGAAAUCAACAGUCUGUACGCUCAACGCCCGAUUGUUGAAAAACACAACUCCUACGCAUUUUACCACCCCGCAACCGAGGCUAUAGCUGGCGUGGUUGCUGACAUACCUGUUAAAUUCUGUUUGUCUGUGGUGUUUAACAUCAUUGUCUACUUCCUUGUUGGUCUUCGACGGGAGCCAGGAAACUUCUUCCUCUAUUUCCUAGUCACCCUCCUGGUUACCUUCGUGAUGAGCGCUGUUUUCCGGACAUUGGCUGCCAUAACGAAGACCGUCUCACAAGCUAUGGGUCUGGCUGGUAUUAUGAUUCUUGCUCUUGUGGUCUAUACAGGCUUCGUCAUACCCGUGCCGUCCAUGCAUCCAUGGUUUGAGUGGAUUCAUUACCUAAAUCCAAUUUUCUACGCCUUCGAAAUUCUGAUCGCGAACGAGUUCCACGGGAGGGAAUUCCCUUGUUCCCAAUUUGUUCCCAGUUACGCUGAUCUAUCCGGUAAUUCAUUCGCCUGCUCUGCUUCCGGCUCCAUCGCAGGCGACACCACCGUCAGCGGUGACCGAUAUAUCAUGGUCAAUUACGAGUAUAGCUAUAGUCAUGUAUGGCGCAACCUCGGCAUUCUCUUUGCAUUCCUCAUCGGCUUCAUGGCAAUCUAUUUCAUUGCCUGCGAACUGAACUCCUCCACAACAAGUACCGCAGAAGCCCUGGUGUUCCGUCGCGGCCACGAGCCCGCGUACAUGCGCCGUGGCCAGGGCAAGUCGGAAUCAGAUGUUGAGAGCGCCGAUACAGUGCCUGCAAGGCUAUCCACCACCGAGGAGGCAGGUGGAAAGGGAAUGUCAGCCAUGCAGCCUCAAACGGAUAUCUUCACCUGGCGUGAGGUGUGCUAUGAUAUUGAAAUCAAGGGGGAACCUCGCCGGCUUUUGGAUCAUGUUUCCGGGUGGGUCAAGCCCGGUACCCUCACAGCGCUCAUGGGUGUUAGCGGAGCCGGAAAGACAACCCUUCUUGAUGUCCUAGCACACAGAACCUCGGUUGGAGUGGUGAGUGGUGACAUGUUUGUCAAUGGAAAUGGACUCGACGCGAGCUUCCAGCGCAAGACGGGCUAUGUGCAGCAGCAGGACUUGCAUCUCGAGACCGCCACUGUGCGCGAGUCUUUGCGUUUCAGUGCUCUGCUCCGCCAACCUGCGAGCGUCUCGAUCAAGGAGAAAUAUGACUAUGUCGAGGAUGUGAUUGGCAUGCUCAACAUGGAAUCCUUUGCAGAGGCUAUCGUCGGCGUUCCUGGCGAAGGAUUGAAUGUUGAGCAAAGAAAGUUACUCACUAUUGGUGUUGAAUUGGCGGCGAAGCCCAAGCUUCUUCUGUUCUUGGAUGAACCUACUAGUGGUCUGGACUCACAGAGUUCCUGGGCUAUCUGCUCAUUCCUUCGCAAGCUAGCCGAGCACGGACAGGCUGUGCUUUGCACCAUUCACCAGCCGAGUGCUAUUCUAUUCCAACAGUUCGACCAGCUCCUAUUUUUGGCUCGCGGUGGCAAGACCGUUUAUUUUGGGCCAAUCGGCGAACAGUCGCAAACUCUGCUGGGCUACUUCGAAUCUCAUGGCGCACGAAAGUGCGGCGACAGCGAGAACCCGGCCGAGUUCAUGCUGGAUGUUGUGAAUGCUCGUACUAACCCCCAAGGCGAAGACUGGUUCGAUGUUUGGAAGCAAAGCAAGGAAAGCCACCUGAUUCAGUCUGAAAUCGAUCGCAUUCACAAGGAGAAGCAAGGCGAGAGUUCUGGCCCUGAAGAUGCAGCCGCUCUUCGUUCUGAAUUUGCCAUGCCCUUCUGGUUCCAGCUGUAUCAGGUUACCCGUCGAGUCUUCCAGCAAUACUGGCGGAUGCCUUCAUACAUUGUGGCCAAAUGGGGACUUGGUAUUGCUGCAGGUCUCUUUAUUGGGUUCUCUUUCUACCAAGCCAAGCCAUCACUUCAGGGGAUGCAGACCAUCAUCUACUCCGUCUUCAUGCUGUGCACGAUCUUCACGUCCCUGGUUCAACAGCUAAUGCCCCUGUUCGUGACCCAACGCUCUCUCUACGAAGUUCGCGAGCGGCCGUCGAAGGCCUACAGCUGGAAAGCGUUUUUGAUCGCCAAUAUUCUUGUUGAAAUCCCAUACAUGAUUGUGACUGGCAUUCUCAUCUACGCAUGUUACUUCUACGCCGUCGUCGGCAUACCGAGCUCGGCGAGCCAGGUGACCGUCCUUCUGCUUUGCAUCCAGUUCUUCAUCUACGCAGGCACCUUCGGACAGAUGGCGAUUGCCGCUCUUCCCGAUGCCGAAACCGCCAGUGCAGUUGUCGUCCUUCUUUUCGCUAUGUCGCUCACAUUCUGUGGAGUUAUGCAAUCCCCAUCCGCUUUGCCCGGAUUCUGGAUCUUCAUGUACCGCGUCUCUCCUUUCACAUACUGGGUGAGCGCCAUGGUCUCGACCCAGCUGCAUAAUCGUGACGUCGUGUGCUCUUCAGCCGAGCUUUCUAUUUUCAACCCCCCCUCUGGCCAGACCUGUGGGCAGUAUCUUGGCGAUUACAUUCAGCUCGCAGGGGGCCAGUUGGUGGACUGGAAUGCUACUGUGGACUGUGGCUUCUGCGCAGUCCAAAAGGCGGAUCAGUACAUUGCGGCGUCUGGAAUCUAUUACACCGAGCGAUGGCGCAACUUUGGCAUCGGCUGGGCAUUUGUCGCCUUCAAUAUCUUCGUGGCCACGAUGCUGUACUAUCUGUUCCGGGUGCAGCGAUGGAACCUCGAGAGCAUCAAGCAAAAGCUUGUUUCCUCUCGACUUCCCACGUCUAAGGACUAA
Penicillium canariense is the source of this 4398-nucleotide messenger RNA. RefSeq names its product putative ABC multidrug transporter. Gene Ontology annotation, cellular component: membrane. NCBI's taxonomy places the organism in Eukaryota, Fungi, Ascomycota, Eurotiomycetes, Eurotiales, Aspergillaceae. The transcript is spliced from 6 exons. Gene Ontology annotation, molecular function: ATP hydrolysis activity; ABC-type transporter activity; ATP binding. Gene Ontology annotation, biological process: transmembrane transport. The record is from RefSeq and is a predicted model, not a curated record. The coding region runs from base 1 to 4398 and encodes 1465 amino acids.